This is a messenger RNA of Penicillium macrosclerotiorum, 2307 nucleotides long. RefSeq names its product Heat shock factor (HSF)-type DNA-binding. Bases 1 to 2307 code for a protein of 768 amino acids. NCBI's taxonomy places the organism in Eukaryota, Fungi, Ascomycota, Eurotiomycetes, Eurotiales, Aspergillaceae. Gene Ontology annotation, biological process: regulation of DNA-templated transcription. The transcript has 2 exons. Gene Ontology annotation, molecular function: sequence-specific DNA binding; DNA-binding transcription factor activity. The record is from RefSeq and is a predicted model, not a curated record.
AUGAGCUCUCAAGGCAUGACUCGAAAAAGACCCGCCCCAGGCACAGCCCCUGCCGGACACCCUCAGAUGGGCGCAGUACCGAACUAUCAGCCCUCCAACCCCAACUCUCAACUCUCGAAUGACCAGUUCCUCCAAUGGGGACAGAAUCCUUCUACCAAUACCGUCAACCCAUCCUCCUACGCUGAUCCGUCCACAUAUAUCCCGGCAUCGUAUACAGGAAAUCAAGACUCGUCUGGCUCGAAUGGGGGGACCUCAAAUCAAUUGACGCGUCGCCAACAGCCAAACCAGCUGGUCAGCCGCAACCGUGGGUACGAGCAAUCCCCUGCAACCUACCCGGACCAAAAUUCAGGGCAAAACCCUGGAGAGGGCGCCUGGGGUGAGUCUCUGGAGGAGCUAUAUCAGCGGGCUUUGACUGCGAAGAGAGAGGCGCAAGCGAAGAGGAAACAAAUCCCACCAUUCGUGCAGAAGCUGAGCAGCUUUUUGGACGAAUCGAAGAAUACGGAACUGAUCCGUUGGUCUGAUGAUGGUAAUUCAUUCAUUGUCUUGGACGAAGAUGAAUUUGCAAGGACUCUCAUCCCGGAGCUGUUCAAACACAAUAACUACGCUUCGUUCGUUCGACAAUUGAACAUGUAUGGAUUUCACAAGAAGGUGGGAUUAUCAGACAACUCAAUGCGCGCAAGCGAGCGCAAGAACAAGAGCCCCUCCGAGUAUGCCAACCCAUACUUUAAACGGGGCCAUCCAGACCUGCUGUGGUUGAUCUCCAAACCGAAGAAUGCCGCUGGUCAUAGCAGCAAGGGUAGCAAAAGUGGCCCUCGUGUGAAGACUGAAGACGCGGAUGAGAAUGAGAUGGAGGAUUAUGGUGACGAGGGCAUAGCAACUUCUCGCGACGAGCGUGCGCGACCUCGACAACUAUCACUUUUGACUGAUACCUCCAUGCAAAAAGACCAGCUUUCCGGAGUGUAUCGAGAGCUGCAAGCCAUUCGUCAGCAGCAACAGAUAAUUUCGAACACGAUUACCAGGCUGCGGAAAGAGCAUGAGCAACUCUACGCUCAAGCAGCCAAUUUCCAGGAACAACACACCCGCCACGAGAAUUCGAUCAACGCGAUUCUUACGUUUCUCGCAACGGUGUACAAUCGCAGUUUGCAAGGUCAAGAAGGAACCCAGAACCUCGCUAAUUCAUUUGCUGGAGCCAUUUCUGGAGACCAGGGUAACAUUGUUGAUAUGGGGGAUGACUUUUCAUUCAACCCUCUGGCCAACAUGAGUAGCCCCACUGGACAACGAACCAUGAAGAAGCAGCCGCUCCUCUUGAAGGCACCGCCAUCCACGGACGAUUCUAACCGGGCAACCACCCUGUCUCCUGCGGCCAGUGGCCACUACGACACUCGAUCUCGUGGCCAUACUCGUCAGCCUAGUGCGACUCAACAUGGUCAUGUGGAGGAGGUUCUCGACAGCAGCCCACGACAGGAGUCAAUGAAUGUUUCGUCGGGACAGCAGACUGAUGAUAGCUUCCCGCAGCGAGAUAUCAUGUCCGUCAUUCAGAAUUCGAAUGCGCGCAAUGGCGUUCCCACCAGCUUCUCCGAGUUCCCCAACGUCCUUUCUUCUCUCGAAACCUCUGGUGGCAACGUCCCUCUCACACCAAACCAGCGAGCUGAUAUGCUUCGACUCAUGGCCAACGAGACUGGAGAUCCGAGUGGCUCGGCGGCUUCGAAUAGUGCUCUGGUCACACCCCACCCUCCUCCGAUGCCCCACAACUAUUCCGGCCGCCUAGCCAAUACUCGCCAGGAAAUUGAUAAUCUGGUCAAAAUGCAGGCCGAGCAGGAUCGCUCCGUUCAGAACCUGACUAACCUUCUCCAACCGCUCAGUCCAACGGGCGCCAUACCCGGCCUGGACAGCGACGGCAAUGUGCCACCCCCGCCGCUCGACCUGGACCAGAUCUUCAAUAAUGACUACUUCACCGAUUUGGGCGACUCGCACCACGACGACAAAAAACCUGUGGUAGAUGACCACUCUGGGCACGGCCCCGGCUCGGGCACGACCAACCAUGACAAUAUCGGUGCUACUCAGCUGGACGACGGCGACACCAACGACCUCUUCGACUUUGAUCAUAUCCCUGCCGACGGUGACCUUUUUGAUAGCUCCAACCAAGGCCAAGAUCACUCGGCGUACAACUACGGCUUUGACGGCUCAGGCUACGGUGCCGACUCGGGCCGUAUUGUGGAGCAGUUGACAGAUAGCGAGGCCACCAGCCCCGCAGCCGUUGACGAGCCUGAUGAUGGUGGAAGCGCGAAGCGGCGCAAAAGGGCCUGA